Messenger RNA from Corythoichthys intestinalis (scribbled pipefish), 2826 nucleotides. It is a transcript of the gene cmn, whose product is annotated as calymmin. The coding region runs from base 1 to 2814 and encodes 937 amino acids. NCBI's taxonomy places the organism in Eukaryota, Metazoa, Chordata, Actinopteri, Syngnathiformes, Syngnathidae. The transcript has 46 exons. The record is from RefSeq and is a predicted model, not a curated record.
AUGACAAUCUUGGUGGUUUCAAGCCUUGACGUUGUGGUUUGUAAUGCAAGUGAGGCGCGAGUUCUGUGCAGGGGCCAAGUAUGUGAGAGGUCCGAAGUGACCAAAAGGACGGAUGCCAUGCAGAGUUCAUCAGUCACUGUCCAAACGUCCUCUCUUUGCUCCUCCAACUUUCCCUUAAGUGUAAAUGCGCUUAAUUGCUCACUUGACAUGUCUGUGCCUACAGUGCUGGUAUCCAACAUGGGGGGACACUUGGUCUUGGAGAGUGUGCUGAUCUUGUGGCUGCAACCGUGCCAGUGUUGUCCUCCGGCCGCGUAUUCCGCUUUCUGUGCUGCCGCGGCCGAUCAAAGGCGGCCCAGCUUCGCUGGCGGUAGCCGUCUAAAUUUGACACGCCCCUGCGAGUUGGUGAGAGAAUGGUUUUACGGCCUCUGCACAGUCGCUGCAUUGACGGAUGAAAUCGCUUCCAAAGGUGGGGAAGGAGGCAUGUGCCAGUAUGAUAUUAUGACGGAUACAGUACUGGUGUGUCUGGAGUCCCCAAUGGCCAGGGAACACACUUUAACGGAUAUGGUAAUCAAGCUGUUCCCAGCAACCAACAUCCAAUCAAAGGCAAUGGCUACAGACCUAACGGUGGCGCGUUAUGGAGGUCCUGCUGCCGGACCUCAAAGUGGCAACAAAGGCCCAAUGAAGGGUUAUGGUCCUGCAACUGGAGCUCUUGGUGGAAAUGGAGUUAAACCAAUAGGUUAUGGUCCUGCAACUGGAGCUCUUGGUGGAAAUGGAGUUAAGCCAAUUGGUUACGGGCGCAAUGGACAUGCGAACAAAGGUUAUGGAUAUGGAGCAAAAGCUGGUGUACCAAAUGGAGCUGGAAACAAUGGCUUGGGUGGUGCCGGGCGGAAACCCAUGAAACCGUACGGCAACUACGGAUCAGGUCCGGGUAUGUCUGCGUUCCGGGGGCAGGGGGCGCCACAGCUGGCCAGGAACCAAGGAAAGGGAUACGGCAAUAAUGGUUACGGUACUCAACCGAUGGGUGGCUUUCAUGGUGGUUAUGGCAGUGCUGGAAUGGGUCUGGGACCACGUUAUGGAAAUGGAGGAAUGAAAGGACCCAAACCAGCAUAUAACGUUGCUGGAGCAGGUGUACCCAACAGACAAGGUCCUGUCCCCAACGGUUACGGUUACCCCAAUGGUGGCACCAACUAUCCUGUAAAAGCAGGGUAUGGCAAUAUUCCAAAUGGCAUUGGUGUCAAACCCAAUGGAUAUGGAGCCAAUAGAGGAGGUUAUGGACCUGCUCCUCUUCCCAAUGGAUAUGGCGCCAAACCUAUUGGUUAUGGGGCUGGAGCUGGUGGCACCAAAGGAUAUGGAGCUACACCUAAUGGACCUGGAAAUGGAGCGCCACUCGGCGGGUCGGGAAAUAAACAUGGUGGAUAUGGAGCAGGAGGACUUGGACCCGGAUCACUUCCUCAGAACACCAAAGGAGUUGGACCUGCACCCCCUGGCCAAGGCAUUGGUGGUUUUCCUGGCAUACCAAAUCCAGCACCAAACUCUGAGAACGGAGGCGGAGCUUCUAUCCCCAAGGGACAGGGAGGGAAAGCAGGCAAACCUGAUUGUGUCCCAGGAGGUCCAAAUGGACAGUGGAUGAAAGUACCAAGACCAGCCUAUAAUGCAGGAGCUGGACCUGAAGGGGCCAACACCAAAGGUUAUGGAGCUGGAGGUUAUGCUGGCCCUUUAAACGGAUAUGGAGCCGGCACCGGACAGCCAAAUGCAGGCCAAACCCAACAGCCAAUUUAUAGACAAGGUGCCUACCUCGGAGGAAAUGGCUAUGUUAAGGGAAACGCCAAUACAGAUCCAGGCCAGGGUGUUCCAACACCAGAUGCAAAAUCAGGAGGUGGCAUGAAGGUUCCUUACAAUGGUGUUCCAACUGGAAUAGAUGGUGCUGGUCAACCUGAGCCGCAGCCAGCUGGACUCUCUCCGAAUGGAAAACAAGGCCCGGUUUACGGCGGAAUGGAGGGCUUACCUUACAGUGGUCCGGCCGGGCCGGGCCCUGAGAAAGCCAACGCCAAAUAUGGUAUUGGUGGCUUGCAGUUUGGCGGUAACCCUCAAACAGGAAAUUAUGGCUACGGCGCUUAUGGACCAACUGCUGAUGGCAAAGCUGGAAAAUAUGGUGGAGCUAAUCCAGGUGGUGUUCCUGGACAAUACGGUUAUGGUGGCGGUUACCCCAAUAUUGGCCACCUUCUUGGUCUUGGCAGCAAUGGACUCAUGGCUGGCAAAUAUGGUUACGGUAGAAUGCCCCAUGAAGUUCAACCUGUUGGAUUUGUCCCACAACUCAAGUCUCCUGGUGCAGGCCCAUAUGGUCCAGUGGCUUUACCAUACCAACAAGGUCCUCUUGGAUUUGGACCCAAUGCGAACUAUGGUGCCGAUGGUUCCUAUGGACCACAAAGCCCUGGAGAUGAAGGGAAACUUCAGUCUUCUUCAGAAAGUCGAGCAGAUUCGCCAUAUGAAUCGCGACCAGAUGUGGCUCAGAAUGCUAACGACAAUGUGGGUUAUAUAAGUGGAAGCAAACUGCAGCCAGAAGUGAUUUCACUCCCUUCGGCGCCCACCCCCGCGCCAAUGGAUCCCGCCUUCACGCCGCCAGGAGCAGACCAACUCCAGUCCGACGCGGCCUCAGAUUCCGACACGUCUCCUGCACCGGAGCGGACUGCGCGCCAGCUCCACCUUCCGCAGCAUCUCAAACUGCAUUUUAACCCUCAAGGGUCGAAGAACUCAAAGUAUAACUUGAACGGCUUCUUUGGGAACAGCGGCUACCAAGGUAACGACUCAUUUUGAGGAAAACAGUGG